This is a messenger RNA of Strongylus vulgaris, 399 nucleotides long. The record is from the annotation of a GenBank genome assembly. NCBI's taxonomy places the organism in Eukaryota, Metazoa, Nematoda, Chromadorea, Rhabditida, Strongylidae.
AUGAAGUCUUUCCUGCUGCUUCUGGCUGUGGUGCUUGUCGCCGUUCAUGCAAAGAUGCAAAAUGUCACAGUCAAAGGCACGACCAUUUGUAAUAAAAAACGAAUGGCUGACGCUUUGGUGGAAUUGUGGGAGAGGGACACUCGUAAGUUGUUUGUACAGUUUACAUCUCUAGACUUAAGUUUGAGAUUUGUUGGGGAAAGAGCAGAGGACGAGAAGAAUAAACCGGUUUGUCAAUAUACUUCCAGCAUUGAAAAAUUCUUCUUUGCAUUUAGAAAUCAAUUCCAGGGUUGCAAACGAAUAACGGAGUAUGAAAUUCCAAAAUCGAAAAUCGAUAGCGUCUACGAUAUGACGUAUGUGACUUUGGAUAUCGUGUCCGCUGUCGAUAAGGAGAAAUGCUAA